Molecule: messenger RNA, 519 nt
Organism: Pelobates cultripes (western spadefoot toad)
Lineage: Eukaryota; Metazoa; Chordata; Amphibia; Anura; Pelobatidae
Source: the annotation of a GenBank genome assembly
AUGAGUCACUCAGGUAUGAGAAGCUCCUCCACCUCCUACCGCAGGACAUUUGGGGCUCCAGUCCUUUCCCCGCUGUCCUAUUCCUCCUCUUCCAGACUCUCAACUUCCAGACAUUUGGGCAGCCCAUCCCCGGGUCCCUCCAGCCGAUCCUCAGCCUACCGGGUGAGGUCCAGCACCCCAAUCCGUGUGUCUGUGGACCGGGUGGACUUCUCUGUGGCUGACGCCAUCAACCAGGAGUUCCUGACUACCCGCAGCAAUGAGAAAGCCGAGAUGCAGGAGCUCAAUGAUCGCUUCGCCAGCUUCAUUGAGAAGGUUCGCUACCUGGAGCAGCAGAAUGCCGUGCUGGUCACCGAGAUCAACCAGGCCAGGUCCAAGGAGCCCACCCGGGCUGCUGAUCUGUGCCAGCAGGAGCUCAGGGAGCUGAGGAGACAGCUGGACCUCCUGGCCAAGGACAGAGACAACAUCCAGGUGGACAGAGACAACUUGGCCGAGGACCUGUCUUUCCUGAAACAAAGGUGA